Symbiodinium pilosum is the source of this 753-nucleotide messenger RNA. Lineage: Eukaryota; Dinophyceae; Suessiales; Symbiodiniaceae. The record is from the annotation of a GenBank genome assembly.
AUGCGGAGUGUCUGGGAUUGUUCCGAGAAAGAGCUCAUAUGUGCUGCUGCAGAGGGCCGCAUUUCAGACGUCAAAGCAAUCCUGCGGCGCGUGCAGAACCCCAACGUGUGGGACGAGCAUGGGGAGUCACCUCUUGGAUGCGCAGUUCGCGGUGGCCAUACUGAGGUGGUGCGUUUACUGCUGAACGCCCGGGCUCGAACGGAGCGGAAGGCGACAAAACAAGUCCCGAUGUUGCACGUGGCAUGCGAGAGGGGAGACCUGGAAAUUGUAUGUAUGCUCCUGGCGUAUCGUGCAGACAAGAAUUCCAAAGACAGACUCGGCACAACUGCGUUGAUUCGUGCAAGUGCGGCCGACCAGUUGGACAUUGUUCACGUGCUGGUGUAUGCAAGGGCUGACACCAACAAGACUGACAAAUUCAACGGGACGGCCCUGAAGUAUGCCGCCUCUGAGGGCCACACUGAGAUCGUGCGAGCGCUGUUGACAGCAAAGGCCGACCUGAGCGUAGCGGACUGGUUGGGCAUGACAGCUGUCCGCUGGGCGUCUUGCCGAGGCCAAGCAGACACCAAGCAGCUGCUCAUGGAUGCUGGAGCUGACGAAAGCGGCUACACUCCUACACCCUUUGUUUGCCUCCUGUUUUUGGGUUGGUCCAUUGCAUUGGCAGGGGCUGGCAUAUGUCUGAAGCGGUUUCUACAAUCAUAUGUCUUUGUUCCGACCGCAGCAGAUCCGGCGCUUGACGAGACAUGCCCGGGCUAA